This is a messenger RNA of Neofelis nebulosa (Clouded leopard), 4866 nucleotides long. It is a transcript of the gene LRRFIP1, whose product is annotated as LRR binding FLII interacting protein 1. Gene Ontology annotation, biological process: regulation of transcription by RNA polymerase II. Lineage: Eukaryota; Metazoa; Chordata; Mammalia; Carnivora; Felidae. Bases 271 to 3567 code for a protein of 1098 amino acids. The record is from RefSeq and is a predicted model, not a curated record. Gene Ontology annotation, molecular function: RNA polymerase II cis-regulatory region sequence-specific DNA binding; DNA-binding transcription factor activity, RNA polymerase II-specific. The transcript has 22 exons.
GGCGGGACGCAGGGGGCCGGCCCCCGCUCCACCGCCCCCGGGUGCCCCCGCCCCCGACCCGCCCGGCCCCGGCCACCUGCGCCCCGCCCCGGCCGCGCCCGAGCCCGGGAAAGGCGGAGGCGCGCCUCUGCUUAGGGAAGGGCGAGUUCCCGUUGCGACGCGCCGUGUGUGUCCGGGGACAGUCGUCCGCUGCCCUGGGCAUCGCGGAUCCCAGGACGUUCGCGAGGGCCUUUCCCGGUUGUGCGAGACGGCGCCCCUCUGGCCGGCAGGAUGACCAACCCUGCGGCCACGCAGAACAAGGAAAUAGACUGUCUGAGCCCAGAAGCCCAGAGACUGGCGGAGGCGAGGCUGGCUGCGAAGCGUGCGGCCCGCGCGGAGGCCCGAGAGAUCCGAAUGAAGGAGCUGGAGCGACAGCAGAAGGAGAUCUAUCAGGUUCAAAAGAAAUAUUAUGGGCUGGACACAAAAUGGGGUGACAUCGAACAGUGGAUGGAAGACAGUGAGCGUUAUUCACGUAGAUCCAGAAGAAACACAUCGGCUUCCGACGAAGACGAGCGCAUGUCAGUGGGUAGUCGUGGAAGUCUGAGGGUCAGUAACCAGGAUGACUGGGUUUGCACGCCACAGCCUGACCUGGAUUAUGGGGGUCCUUACGCCUGGACAAAUGGUUAUGAUGGAGAAUCAUAUGGAUCCCAGUCCCUGAAUAGAAGAUCUGGCAGGAAUUCCAGCUACAGCAGCAGCGGUGAGGGCAGAUUCUCUACUUUGUCAUCAGCCAGAGAGGAGACGUUGGGACUCUCCUGCUCGGACCUCGGGCUUCCCAGGGGCGGCCUUGCUCUCCUGUCUACCCAGAGCGGAAAGCAGCCCUCCUAUCUGUACAGUGCUGCCCGGCCUCCUGCAAGUUACCGGGCAUCUGUGUUCGAUGACAUCGGUCCCGGCGGGACACGGCGGGGUAGUGCCUGCGGUUCCUAUGCUCCUUCGGAGCGCGGCGGCCACCUCAACUCCAGCUCCCGAGCCUCCUCCAGAGCCAGCUCGGCGCGGGCCAGCCCAGUGGUUGAAGAGAGACCAGACAAAGAUUUCACUGAGAAGGGGUCUCGGAGCCUGCCCGGCCUGUCGGCAGCCACGCUGGCCUCCCUGGGCGGGACUUCCUCCCGGAGGGGAAGCGGGGACACGUCCAUCUCCAUCGACACGGAGGCAUCCAUUAGGGAGAUCAAGGAACUGAAUGAGUUGAAGGACCAGAUUCAGGACGUAGAAGGCAAAUACAUGCAGGGGUUGAAAGAGCUGAAGGACUCACUGGCGGAAGUUGAGGAGAAAUACAAAAAGGCGAUGGUUUCCAACGCUCAGCUUGACAAUGAAAAGACGAACUUCAUGUACCAGGUUGACACAUUAAAGGACAUGUUGCUGGAGCUCGAAGAACAGCUGGCGGAGUCCAGGCGGCAGUACGAAGAGAAGAACAAAGAGUUCGAGAGGGAGAAGCACGCCCACAGCGUCCUGCAGUUCCAGUUUGCCGAAGUUAAGGAGGCCCUGAAGCAACGAGAAGACAUGCUGGAGGAAAUCCGACAGCUACAGCAGAAGCAGGCGAGUUAUGUCAGGGACAUUUCUGACCUUCAGGAGACAAUAGAGUGGAAAGACAAGAAGAUAGGGGCUUUAGAGAGGCAGAAAGAGUUCUUUGAUUCCAUAAGGAGUGACCGAGAUGAUCUUAGAGAAGAAGUAGUCAUGCUGAAAGAGGAAUUGAAGAAACACGGAAUAGUCCUCAAUUCAGAGAUCACUACCAAUGGAGAGACUUCCGACACCCUAAAUAACGUUGGACACCGAGGUCCUACCAAGAUAACAAAAGAAGAGUUAAAUGCUCUCAAGACGAUGGGGGACGGGACGCUAGGAAGAGCCAGUGAAGUGGAGGUGAAAAGCGAAAUUGUGGAGAAUGUGGGGGAAAAAGGAAUGUUGCAGAAUACUGAGCAAGAACAGCACACAGAGGACCCAGCACGGGAGCGUGCGGACACAGAGGUGUUCCAUGCUGGUGGAAAUGCCGAGGACCAGAAAGCCUCUGAAGACAGGGCCCCCUCGCUGGGAGUCUUAGCAGAUGGUCCAGAUGAGGAACGCGUUCCAAACCAGAGUCUAGAGAAUGCUUCCUUUCUUGAAAACACGGAGCAGGUUGAGUCCACACCAGACGACAGGACUGGGGCUUCCCUUGAGCGGUCCGACUGCUUGGGUGAAUUAGAUGGUGAAAUCCCAGGUCCUGUGACUGAGCAGGACAGUUACAGUGCCUUGGAUAUCAACAACCAAAGUAAAGAAUCUGCAGAAACACAGGAAGAUUUGAAAAUCUUGGGAGAGGGUAGCACAGAGCCAUGUCAAGAAUCUGCGUCUCCACAAACACCUGAAAUUGGAGAGCUGGGCAGUGUAGACACGAGGGAGCGAGGCGGGAGCCCCACAGAGGGUGUGGUGGAGGCAGGGCCAAGGGGGCUUGGGGAGCAGGUGGGCACAGUAGACUCCAGACCUCCGAGGUAUAACAGUGACACCGUGAGUGAUGAUGAAAAGUACGCGGUAGAUGUCCCCACCGAGUUGGACCCGAGCUCAGGGCAUGACCUAGAGAAAGAGCCCGCCACGCAGGAAGUUGCUGAGCCCGGGGAGCUCCCAGUUCAGAGCACAGCGGUAGGUGAGGAGAGUGAUGAAAAGGAGGACCAGGAAAGGGGGCCGAAGGAUGAGAAACCAAUCCAGACGGAAGUGCGGAACGUCCCUUGUUGUCCAGCAGCCGAAAGCAGUCCUCGGGGAGCAACGGAUCUAGGUGUGGCAGACACAGAAAGCGAGCCCCCAGAUCCGAAAGAACCCGAGGAAGAAAAGAAUGACCAACAGGGAGAGGCAUUGGAUUCAUCCCAGAAGAAGACGAAGAACAAGAAGAAGAAAAACAAGAAGAAAAAACCACUGGCGCCUAUAGAGACCCUGAAAGAUGUUAAGAAAGAGUUACCGUUCCAGAGCCCAGAUUUAAGUGAAGUUAAGGAAGAAGAGCAGGUAAAAUUUACUGACGAAAAACCAGUUGUAGAAGCACAAGAUGAGGUCACUGAAAGCCCAGAAAAGGAAAGCGUAGCAGGAAGCAGUGAAAAUGUUGAUGGUCCAGAAAAUCCUAAAAUUGAGUCGGAUGAAAAACUUAACCAAGAAGAUGAGGGCGUAAACACUAAAGCGGGGAAAGAAGCAGCCGAUGGCGACACAUGGGGGUCGGGAGGUGACGCGGCCCAGUCAUCAGGCGCGAUGAAGGAGCCCGAUGAAGCCGUUCUAAAAGAUGGCGCCGAGCAAGAUGGCGCCACCCACCGCAUUCCAGAACCAGGGAGUGCAGAAGCGCCCGGCGGCACCCUGCUGGAGAAUGAAAGCCCCCUCGAGGACAUCGACGAUGCGUCUCACGCAGGAAGCACAGAGCCGCAGGAGACGACGGAAUGUGCCAGUCAGGUAGUCCGGAAGGUUGUAGAGGGUGAGGAUGACCUAGCACCCGCAGGAGAGCUGGGAGCCUCCGAUUCAGAAAGCAAAGACCAGCCGAGAGGCGGAAGCGAGAAGGGCAGAAGCAAAGAGGACUGCACCCUGUCGUAAGUGGAGUGGAGGCUGGCUGUAGAGGGGCCAAGGACUGCACAGUAGGUCCAGCUGUCAGAGGCUCAUCUGCUCUUAACACCGGUGAGGCUCCUAAAACGGCCCCCGUUGAUUCAGACGCACCACGUGACAGUCAACCACCGAGCUGUCUGCCACGUUGAGUUAUAGACUGUUACUUGGGGAUGGAUACUUCCUCGCUAAGCCUGUCACCCCGAUUAGAAAGAAAGACACGCUUGUGAUCAGUAUGCGUUCCAACUGAGAGCACUCUAGUAGUGUCUCUCAUAACACUUCGUAUUUCUGCUUAAAUUCCACCUAAAGCUAUUCAGCACUUGCCUUAGGCUGAUACUCUUGACCAAAUCUGUCGGCAUACAGUUGACCAAAUGGCAUUCUGAGACUUCCAUAUUGUAAGUACAGUGAUACUUAAAUUGAUUUGUCGCAUUCAAACGUGUGCUUUCAUACUUGAUUUUGAUGUGUACGUUAUAACCUGUGAGGUAUUUUAUUUUAAAAGGAAAUAAACGGCCAAAUAGCGUAUAGGUCACGGAGUGAUAAGAUUUGCACCUUAGGACAGUAAUGCAUCAUGUUAGGGAUAAGAAAGCACUGGGAGAUCUCCCUUCCCUUUACCGCGUUCAAAUAUUUUAUCUCAAACCAAUAACCUUUUGAUCUCAUUGUUAAUGAUACCUGAAUUUGUUUUAUAGAUUUUGACCUCACUCUGUGCUGAUCAUGUACCAAAGCCAUUUUAUACAAAGAUUUUUUUUUUUAAUUUGUUUCUGGAAGAGACGUACAUUGAAAUUGUAUUUCCUAAUGCGGUAUUGGGGGGGGGACCAUUUCUAAAAUUGUUUAGGUUUUCUUAACCUUAAAAUUACUUCUCUUUCUAUUUGUCUAAGUGUUAAUCCAAAACGUGACCAUUUUUGUGCAAACUGCUCAUUGGACUGUAACAGGAUAUUUUAAAUAGAGAAUCACUUUUGGUGUUUUGGUAUAAAUAUUUUCCUUUGCUGUUUCUCAGUAUAUUCUUAUUGGAAAAUUCUUGAUUUGAUCUUCCUGAAGGAAAUCUAUCUUUUCUAUACAAGGAAGCCUUUUAAAAAGUAAUUGUAAAGUUAAAUAAAAAAUAUUGUGAAAUGUUAAAAUUACAAAGGACUGUACAUGAUGAAUGCUGUUGACACUUUGUGAGAUUAUAUGAAUUCAUGUCACUGUUACAAGAUAUAAUUGAAUGCAAAAAAAAGACCAGAACCUCAAUAAAAUUUGAGGCAAGUGUGUUAUUAUGUAACUGAAAUAAAAAAAACCCAACAUUUUAUAAUUUGACAA